UUGAGUCAACUAAUAGUUUGUUCCUAUUUUAAAAAGUUAAAAUAUUAUUUAAUAAUUGCUAGCAUAUAGUAUUCUUUAGACGCGUUGCGGACGCGGCAACCAUGGUCACCGCGCUGUGGUAUUCGCACGUCCGCUAGUAUUUUGACGGUUGCUUGCUUUUCUCUACUCGGACCACGUGCAUUCGCUCUUCAAAAUGUUUGCGCUAGUUCGAUUUGUGGACGACCACAACAACAAGCGACUGCAUAUCGUUUCUACAAGCAGCAUCGAUGGCUUCUCUCCGACUAGCACGGACGAUUUCGACAAAAAGUCGACCUACAUGGUGUUUCACGAAGACUCUGAAGGCAACGGAGAAAACACGGGGUUUUAUAGUGCCCACGUCCUUCUGCUAGCCGAAACCGAGGAAGAGCUCACGAAAAAAAAGGAGUCGAAGAGGAUCGCUUUUCCUAAAGCAAGAUUAGAGGAAAGCUCCGACGAUGAUGUUCCAAGUAAAAAAAUGCAACAGAAGAAGGUGUCACAGAGGCAAAAACAGCUGCGAACAACCUCGAAGAAUGCUGUGUAUAGCGAAAUAUUGGAAAAGCAUUUACAUCACGCCCACAAAAGCACCAAGGCAGGGCCUUCUGACCGAAUUCAUCGGGCACAGUCAGUCCCAAAAAGGUUGCGGCAGGAGUCAGUCAGUUCAUCAGAUGAAGACGAUUCUUUAUGCUCAGCGACAGAGCUGCGCCAAGCACAAGCAGAGACUCGUGCCUGGAGAACAAAAGCAAGACAGCUUGAAGAGGACAAGAAAUUUUUGAAAGAGCAGGUUUCCUCACUGCAGCGCUGCUUAGAAAGUAAAAUAUUUCAAGCUGAAAAAAGCAGCGAGUGCGAAUAUUUCAGGCGAAAUGAAGUUGAGGAUCUUGCAGAUGCUCAGCAUGAUCUGGUGGAGCAGCACAGUGAAGCUGUGGCUGCGAGCACUGACACGGCAGCAGAUGCCAUUAUGCGGGGAGCAGCCCAUCAAGGUGAAUCACUGCCUUGCACGACAUAUCCUGCCACAAGGUGUGACGCUGGUGUCCUCCAGAAGAGUGCACUACCUGCAGCUUGUCUCAGCACUGCAGCAGCUACCAAGAACAGUUCUGCACAGCGUCCCCCCCCUGGAGCUUGCCAAGUGAGCACAGGACCUGCGGGUCCUGCCAGACCUGCGGGUCCUGCCAGACCUGCGGGUCCUGCCAGACCUGCGGGUCCUGCCGGACCUGAAGCAGUUGCUGCAAAGAGCCCUGCCCCCGUUCCUCCGGCAUUCACACACCUUCCUGAUGGAACUUUUCACCUGACCAAGGGGAUAGUCAUUUCCAGUGGCCAGGCUGCAAAAAUAUUUCGGGGGAAAAAGCCAACAAUUGUUGGUAAAGAAACAGCUCAAGCGAUUUGGACGAACGCCGUACUUGCUACGAGGAGCGUAACUGGAACAACAUGUCCCCAGAAGCGAGCAGCCGGAGAGCCAGCAAAGCCUCCUCUAACACCUGAGAAGAUCGACGUUGUUCAGGCUGCAAUUUCCUUCUGGGGAGACCAGAACAAACAGUCUGCAGCAGCAGCUGCAGUAGUCUGCGACAUAGGGAACUUGCUAAGAGAGAAGUGCCAAGACGCAAGGCGUUCCGAAGAGAGGUUGAAGAAAAAGCUGUAG
Molecule: messenger RNA, 1651 nt
Organism: Ixodes scapularis (black-legged tick)
Lineage: Eukaryota; Metazoa; Arthropoda; Arachnida; Ixodida; Ixodidae
Product: translation initiation factor IF-2-like
Exons: 12
Coding region: 194-1651 (485 amino acids)
Biological process (GO): negative regulation of DNA-templated transcription
Molecular function (GO): DNA binding
Source: RefSeq, a predicted model, not a curated record